Molecule: messenger RNA, 1563 nt
Organism: Lottia gigantea (owl limpet)
Lineage: Eukaryota; Metazoa; Mollusca; Gastropoda; Lottiidae
Exons: 8
Coding region: 1-1563 (520 amino acids)
Source: RefSeq, a predicted model, not a curated record
AUGUCCACACUAUGUAUGAAGGCGCCUAAAUUACGAGGGUUAAAGAAGCUACGCCCACUACAUGAAUCUACCCCACCAUCAUCACCAUUGCCUUCGAUGGAAGACAUAAGAAUUAAAGAAGAACCACAAGAUGAAGGUUUUAAUCAAGGUGACCCUAAUACCCAAGAAAAGUCUCAACCAACUGAAAACCACAAUGAAAAGAGUAAAAGUAACAAGUUUUUCACAGCAACCUUGGAGUAUACAGGAGACAUGUUGGUGAUAGCAAGUACUUCUAUUAGAACUUUAAUGAGAGUAACAACAAUUGUAACCCAGCAACUGGAGGCAAAGCUGAUAAAAAUAGAAACUUCAGACAAAGGGGAGAAAAGCCAAGAGACAAGUUUUACAGAAGAUCAAGAAUCAUCAGUGAUGAAUCACAGCAUUUCAUCGUUGCCAGAGAAUCGGAAAUACUCAUCUAAAGAAUUGUUGAUGCUGGCUAAUAGUUACCUGACCCACAGUAAACCAAAAGAUUGGAAUAAAAUUAGAACUGAAAUUCCUGAUAUUGUGACAGAGGAACCAGAAUAUAUAAAUCCUGAUGAGCUCGGACCUUUAAAUGAUACCAUAUUCUUGAAUGCCAGACCUAGUUAUGAGAAUCGUAAUCGAAGACCCAUGGCAACUAUCUCCCAGAACGAUGAGGAUCUAGAACACCCGUAUGGUCGAGCCAACACUCUUCAGAAAGAUUUCGGGGGAUAUUACAUGCCUGCAGAAACUUCUGAAACUUUCACUCUUCGAAAUAUAGCAUCACAGAAUCGGAACUCCAACAACAACGUCACUUUUAGUGAGAUCAACAAAUCAUUGGAAAAGGAUCAUUCAGAAGCUACGUCACUUAGAAAUCUCGGAAGACAAAAUAGCGGAAACAACAACACUGACAUCCACGAUUCAGAACACAUGGAUACGGAACCAGUACGCGAUCCAAAUCUCCGGAGAGCAAGUGGAAACAAUAAUACUCAACCUCAAGAUAGUUCCGAGGCUGUCCGAGCUCCUUCAUAUCGUCAUCCUAGUGGAAAUAACAACACUGUUCCAGUAGCAGACAGCGAACAUGUUAGAUACAAGGUCAUGGUUAAAGAAAUUCAUGACGUAUCGCCAGUCCGUUAUGAAGUCAAGGCAGAGAUUGCAUAUGAUGACAUAACGCAAAUUGAUCGAUUUGACCGUACGGCUUCCGAAAGAUUCCAAAAUCCUGAAGAGGAAAGAUGGCCGCAUGAUCAUUUUAAUCCAGAAAAUGACGUACCUUUAAAUUUCGUCCCACAACCGGAGAAGCUCCACAAACUAAGGUCAGAAAGAUACAAUGGUUCAGAAAGAUACCAGAGUUCUCAAAGAUACGAUACAGAAAAAUGGCAGCAUGAUAAAUACCAGCCAGAUCACAGAGCUCAAGAUCAUUUCGUUAAUACGCCAAAUUUCUUCGGUGGAAAAUUCAUCCAUAAAUCACGUCCGAAAGAAAUUGCUUACGUUAAUUCAGAGAAAACUAUUUCUAAAUAUGGAUUGAUCAAUGAUCCUCUACGUGUUGUGGAUGUCAACAGUUUUCAGUAA